This is a messenger RNA of Vidua chalybeata, 2582 nucleotides long. It is a transcript of the gene ABCE1, whose product is annotated as ATP binding cassette subfamily E member 1. NCBI's taxonomy places the organism in Eukaryota, Metazoa, Chordata, Aves, Passeriformes, Viduidae. The coding region runs from base 304 to 2103 and encodes 599 amino acids. The transcript is spliced from 18 exons. Gene Ontology annotation, molecular function: iron ion binding; ATP hydrolysis activity; ribosomal small subunit binding. The record is from RefSeq and is a predicted model, not a curated record. Gene Ontology annotation, biological process: translational termination; ribosomal subunit export from nucleus; translational initiation.
CACGGGAAGGAAAGGGCGUAGUCGCAGUGUUUCAGAUGCAGAUGGCGCGCUGCCCAGGGCAGGAAAAGGCCAGCAAGACCAUGGUGUCGUGGCACCGAUCCGUGGGCACAGUCAUUAUUGGGGGUGGUAUCCUUAGUGAGGCGAUGGGCUCCCGAAAGACAAUGACAGUUCUUCCCGAUGGGAAUGAAAGCACGUAGCCCCAGCGUUCCAGGUGCAGAAGACACGCCGCCCAGGGCAGGUCUGCAAGACUCCCACUACUCCUCCUUAUAACUGGUGUAUGUGUUUAACCCUAAAUUGUGCAUUAUGGCAGACAAAUUAACAAGAAUUGCUAUAGUCAACCAUGACAAAUGUAAGCCAAAGAAAUGUCGUCAGGAAUGCAAGAAGAGUUGUCCUGUGGUUCGAAUGGGAAAACUUUGCAUAGAAGUCACAUCACAGAGCAAAAUAGCAUGGAUUUCAGAAACACUUUGUAUUGGUUGUGGUAUUUGCAUCAAGAAAUGUCCUUUUGGAGCCUUGUCAAUUGUUAACUUACCUAGCAACCUGGAGAAAGAAACAACACAUAGAUACUGUGCCAAUGCCUUUAAACUUCACAGGUUGCCUAUCCCUCGUCCAGGUGAAGUACUGGGAUUGGUUGGAACCAAUGGUAUUGGAAAAUCAACUGCCUUGAAAAUUUUAGCAGGAAAACAAAAGCCAAAUCUUGGAAAAUAUGAUGAUCCACCUGACUGGCAAGAAAUUUUGACUUACUUCCGAGGAUCUGAACUACAAAAUUAUUUUACCAAGAUCCUGGAAGAUGACCUUAAAGCUAUCAUUAAACCUCAGUACGUGGACCAGAUCCCUAAAGCUGCAAAGGGAACAGUGGGAUCAAUUCUGGAUAGGAAGGAUGAAACUAAGACACAAACUGUUGUAUGUCAGCAGCUUGACUUAACACACCUGAAAGAAAGAAAUGUUGAGGACCUUUCAGGAGGAGAACUUCAGAGAUUUGCUUGUGCAGUUGUUUGCAUUCAGAAGGCUGAUAUCUUCAUGUUUGAUGAACCUUCCAGCUACUUGGAUGUCAAGCAGCGCUUGAAGGCUGCCAUUACUAUUCGGUCCCUCAUAAACCCUGACAGGUACAUUAUUGUUGUAGAGCAUGAUCUAAGUGUGUUAGAUUAUCUCUCUGACUUUAUCUGCUGCCUGUAUGGUGUGCCAAGUGCUUAUGGUGUUGUUACCAUGCCUUUCAGCGUAAGAGAAGGCAUAAAUAUUUUCCUAGAUGGCUAUGUUCCAACAGAAAAUCUAAGGUUUCGAGACGCAUCUCUGGUAUUUAAAGUAGCUGAAACAGCUAACGAAGAAGAGGUUAAAAAGAUGUGUAUGUACAAAUAUCCAGGAAUGAAAAAAAAGAUGGGAGAAUUUGAGCUAUCCAUUGUAGCUGGAGAAUUCACCGAUUCUGAAAUUAUGGUGAUGUUAGGGGAAAAUGGAACUGGCAAAACAACAUUUAUCCGAAUGCUUGCAGGAAGACUUACACCUGAUGAAGGAGGUGAGGUCCCAGUCCUAAAUGUCAGCUACAAACCACAGAAAAUCAGCCCUAAAUCUACGGGAAGUGUCCGUCAGCUGCUGCACGAGAAGAUCAGAGAUGCCUAUACACACCCCCAGUUUGUAACUGAUGUGAUGAAACCUCUUCAGAUAGAAAACAUCAUUGACCAGGAGGUUCAGACGCUGUCUGGUGGUGAGUUGCAGCGUGUGGCGUUAGCUCUUUGUCUGGGUAAACCGGCAGAUGUGUAUCUGAUUGAUGAGCCCUCAGCAUAUCUGGACUCUGAACAGCGUCUGAUGGCUGCCAGAGUCAUUAAACGUUUCAUUCUCCAUGCUAAAAAAACAGCUUUUGUGGUAGAACAUGAUUUUAUCAUGGCUACAUAUCUUGCUGAUCGCGUGAUUGUUUUUGAUGGCAUUCCUUCCAAGAACACACUGGCAAACAGUCCACAGACUCUUCUGGCUGGAAUGAAUAAGUUUUUAUCUCAGCUUGAAAUCACUUUUAGAAGAGACCCCAACAAUUACAGACCAAGAAUAAACAAACUCAAUUCCAUCAAGGAUGUGGAACAAAAGAAGAGUGGAAACUACUUCUUCCUGGAUGACUAAAUAUUGAAUCCCAGCAUAUUUUUAACUGGCAUCUAGACAUGCAUAUUGGAAUUUAACAGCUGUGAUGAGAUGGCUCAGAUCAGGUUUUAGAACAAUUAAUCUUUUGGAGCUUAAAAUCUCUUGCUGCAUUUAACAUCUGAGAUAGUAGCAGUAAACAUCCUAGUCUGAGUAAAACUGCCACUUUCUGUAUUUUGGUGACACAGCCCUAUUUUCAGUGUAAUAAUUUCAAAAUAGACCACCGUGAAAUUGUGCAAAUGGGUCUCCUGAUUUUUCAAACUUUAAGGGAGGAUUUCAAUUCAAUAUAUCCUACUCAUGUACCAAGUACUCACUGAACUUCCUCAUUUUAAAAUAAAUCUUUGAAGCUGUUUUCUGUAUAAGAGGGAAGUUUACUGUCACGCUACAAGAGCGACUCCUCUUUUAAAAAGGUUGAAUCCCUCUGGCUGAGGGUUUCAAAAAUAAAAUACCCACCCAACUUGUGA